This is a messenger RNA of Dermochelys coriacea (leatherback sea turtle), 9076 nucleotides long. RefSeq names its product ring finger protein, LIM domain interacting (gene RLIM). The transcript has 6 exons. Bases 3482 to 5380 code for a protein of 632 amino acids. Gene Ontology annotation, cellular component: nucleoplasm; cytoplasm. Gene Ontology annotation, biological process: random inactivation of X chromosome; protein ubiquitination; ubiquitin-dependent protein catabolic process. NCBI's taxonomy places the organism in Eukaryota, Metazoa, Chordata, Testudines, Dermochelyidae. Gene Ontology annotation, molecular function: ubiquitin protein ligase activity. The record is from RefSeq and is a predicted model, not a curated record.
CUCUGGCGGCCGCUCCUGUUUCCGGCCCCCCACUUCCCUGGUAACAAUGGAGCAGAAAAUGGCCGCCUGAGAGGGGGAGGGAAGGAGACGCUGCUGCCGCUCGGGGAGGGACGGAGCAGGGCGAGCCAGGCUCGAGCCCGCUGAGCACCGGGGCAAGCAACGGACCGAGACCCGGGGGGGAGGAGGGAGCCUGGCGGCGGCGGUGAGGACUGCAAAGCUGAGCAGCUUUAUUGCUAAAAAAUCAAGUGGCAACACUUGAUUAGGUUAUGUUUGAUUUAGAGCUUCCAUUAACCGGAGGUCCUGUUUCUGCUGAAACUUGAGCACUACUCGACGGUCAUCAGUUUUGCGGGUCUGGCUCCCCAGGAUGCUACCCUACUUUUGCUGCUCUCCCUUUCAGUGAGGACAUUGGCUGCUGACAUACCACAGUGCUGCUUCCUCCUAACUUCAGAGUGGGCGUUUUGCUUGCUGACCUUACAGGAUGCUCAUUUUUAGAGCGAGAGAACCAUUUUCAUGAGACUUCUCUUGUGAUACCUUGUGUCCAAUAGGUCUUCUCUUCUGUGGUAUAAUCUAAAGACCAAAAGCAACAUGAUGUCUUUUUUAUUUGCAUUUUCAACAUGUCUUUUUGACAAAUGCUAUUUUAAUAAGGAAAAUUGUAACAUUUUGAGCCCUCAGAGUUGACAGUGGAGUUCUACGAGUGAAACAUUUUAUUGGAUAUGUGAAAGUAUUGACAUACGUUCUAUUGCGAUGUCAUACCUAUGAUUAAAAUGAUAUCCAGAUUCUUAUGGCUUCUGCUUGUUAGUGCUCUGGGAACAUCUUUGUUCCUUUAUUAAAAUAGCAUUUUAUACAAAUACGUUGUAAAAAGACAUACUUUUUCUGGUGUUCUUUGGCAAGUUGACAUUUUUCCAGCUUAAUUUUUUUUUUUUAAGCAAGGAGUGUACAGGUGAAAUUUGAGUGAUGUAAUGUUUGGGGUAAAAUAAGUCUCUCUCCAUCACAUUUAAUUUCCAGAUAGAUACUUUAAGAACUUUCUGUAGGUGUUUUAUUUUAUUUUAGAAUGCACAUUUAUACUACAUCCAUUAGACUUAAUAGCAACAGGGAAAGAAUAAGCCCAACAUGUAAGGCAGACUUUUAAAAAUUUGAAAACUUAAUCCACUAUUGUCUCUACGCUGUAGAUAUUCAGACUGGUUUGAAGGCCCUGAUCCUGCAGUAUGUGUCUGUGGAAAACUCAUUAUUUUAGGGGCUGUAGGUAGACACAGUGGUCCAUCUGUAUGUAUCUUGUUGUAGGAUUGAGGUGCAAAUCUCAGUGAGCCCUCUCCCUCACAUGCUUGUAUCUCUUUUUUUAAUGCUGUUAAUAAUUGGGUUCACUCAACAGUCAUUUUCUGUGGUCUGUUUUUUGAGAGCAAGGAUUUACAGGAUACAACAAUGAUGAAAUUUCAAGAUUGAAAACACAUGAAAUGUGUGGUUUCUUAAACUAAUUAUUUAUAAAGUACUUGGUGUUUGACUGACAUAGCUAUUUACUAGUUUUUUCUCUUGUGCAUCUUAGUACUAACUGUUAGUACUACUAACAGAUUGUACUAGUUUGUUUUUUGAAGCCUAGUCAUUAAUUUGGUUGUCACAUCAUGUUAAAUAAGGCACUUUAAAAUAUGACUUAGGUUUUGCAAAUAUUUUUAUACUUUGAUAGAAAUGGAGUUUAAGAUAUUCUAAUAGCUAGUCUUAAUUUCUCUCAGUCUGAAUUACUUGGUGUCGGAGAGCUUUUCUUGACAGGGCAUAGGGAAGAGCUCUCAUCAUGAAAGAGGGUUAAUAGUCCUAUUAGAGAUUUAGGUGAUCUUUGGGGGGUAGGGAAUGUGUAUAUUUUCAAGUCAACAUUCGAGUUUUGUCUUGAAGUCUUUGUCUUGAAGUUUGGUUUAGGGAAGGGCAACUCUGAGUUCUAUACUGAUACAACAAUUUACUUCUGAUUACCCAAAAGGAUGACUAGUUCCUUUAGGAUGGAAGUAGAUCAGUAAGUAUUGUAGUAGGUAAUCAUUAUUUAGAAAUUAGUCCUUGUUGGGCACAGUUGCUAAACUAUUUCCACCUAUUAACCAUCCAUUUUGUGUAUUCAAAGUUAUAAAUUAAAUUUCUGGGAAGAUAGUCAAGAAAUCUGCAUAAUGUAUAGGAAUCUGUCCUGUACAUGCGAAAUUAAAUGUCCCUCUUAAAUAUUGAAACCUGUAUAUUUUAAUUUCAUCUUAAAAUAUCAAUCAUUUAGACGCAAAACUUUCUGGGGGAGAUUAACUCCUUCCAGACAGUUCUUAACAGUGCUUACUGUUUUAUUAAUUUUGUUGGUCAUAGUCUUUUUCCUCCUAUUACUAAGGACUUUGAGACCUACUAUAUAUUGCUGGUGAAGAGCACAACUUUAUUUUUUUAAAUCGCUCCUUUUUCUUCAAACAGUGUAUAGGAAAGACUUCGAUCCUUUAGGGUCUCAAGUUUUCUUCUACUUUAUACAAAUUGCAGAUUUCAGCAAUGACUGCUUGACUGCUACUUAAUUUUAGGUGGGUUUUAUUCACUUACAGAAACAGAAGAACACGUACUAAGGUACUUCCCUGUAAAUUCAGCUCGGAUAGCUUUUGGGUUAUUUUACUAAGUCCUGAAACAGCUUAUUUAUUUUCGUGCAAGGAAGACUUAGUUGGUAGGUCAUUGUGUCAUCUGCUCAAUUAACACUUAUUUCUGGGAAGCAUUUUGUGAUCCUCAGAUGGAAGGUACCAUAUAAGUGUAAAGUAGUAAAGAUAAAGAUGAACUGAGAGUUUACGCAUUUUAUUAUUGUAUGGGGUCUGAAGUGAAUUUCUUAAAUGGUUAUUUUAGUAAAUUCUUGAAUUGUCAUGCCUGACCCUCUUUCAUAGAUAGGCUAUAACUUAGAAGCCAUAUAAGUUUAUAACUUUCUACUCGGGCCUAGUUGUCACAGUAUCAAUGAAUUGAUAAUUUUAGUACUGGUAGUGGAGCAAAGUAACUGGUAAUGGCCACUUUUUUCAAUACCAAAUUAAUAUCUGUAGUUCUCUAUCAUUUAUACCCCCGAGACCAUAAAAUAACUCCUCCCUUGUAGAUUAUAAAGUCUUGAACUAUAGAUAGUCACUUCUUGCUAUUAAAGCUUACUGUUUUUCAUAGACUCUGCUGCUUUGUAGUGAUGGUAAGGACUUCACUAGUCAUUUGUGCCUGGCACCUUUGAGUGGAUUGUUAAUGAGUAACUACAGGGACUCCACUUGACUGACUUGUCAAAGAGUGGGCACACCAAUUCGAGUUUACUGCAAUAAUAUCUGGUUAUUCAGCUGCUGAAAAACACUUCCCAUCACCAUUUUGAAGAAAACUUGUUUCAGUCAAGUAGCCAUACAGACUCUUGUUUCCAGCGAACUUUAGACAAAUCUUACUGUGAUUCCAUAAAGAUGUUCAGUUUCAUUACUGGAUAAACUAAAGUUGGCUAUAAUCAACAGAUCUGCACUCACUACAUCUUAGAGACAUGAGUCCUCCAGACAUUUGUGCUCUCCCUCGCCAGUUCUGUGCUGACAGAAGAAGGGAAAUUUCAGGUUGUGUUACGCAGAUACUUUCCCACUCUUUCAUCAACAUGGAAAGCUCAGAUUCUAACGAUAAAGGAAGUAUUGAUCACUCAGAAGCACAGCGCCGGAGUCAGCUGGAUCGAUUAGAACGUGAAGAAGCUUUCUAUCACUUUGUAAAUAACCUGAAUGAAGAGGACUAUAGGCUUAUGAGGGAUAACAAUUUGCUAGGAACACCAGGUGAAAUUACUGAAGAAGAAUUGAUGAGAAGGCUACAUCAAGUUAAAGAAGGUCCACCACAGCAAAAUGGUGAUGAGAAUAGAGGUGCAGAAUCCACAGAAGAUGUUUCUAAUAGAGAUUCCAUAAUAGACUGGCUUAAUUCAGUACGACAGACUGGAAAUACCACACGGAGCGGGCAAAGAGGAAACCAGUCUUGGAGGGCAGUGAGCCGGACUAACCCUAACAGUGGUGAUUUCAGAUUCAGUUUGGAAAUAAAUGUAAACCGUAAUAAUGGGAACCCAAACCCAGAAGCUGAAAAUGAGCAAUCUGUAGAGCCCUCCAAUGGUGAGGAUUUGGAAAAUAGCCAAAGUGACACUGAGACUCCAAGAUCUGAAUCGCCAUCUGUAAGGCAGCCUGGAUCAGACAGAAGUACCUCUGAGGAGUUAGCAACUGAGGAAGCAUCGCCUCUCAGAGGCCAGAGAAGAGCAAGAAGCAGGAGCCCAGAACAACGAAGAACCCGGGCUAGGACUGAUAGAAGUAGGUCACCUAUUAAUCCAGCAAGCGAGACUCCUCGCAGGUCUCCUCACAAUAUGCCAUCUCAGACACUUGAUCAGUCCCUGGUAAAUGAAUCCGAGGGAAGUUCUAGAACUAGACAGCAUGUGACGUUAAGGCAACAUACACCGGGGACUGAGAUUGCAAGUGAAAAUGCAGUUCUGUUUUCAACCCCUGAAACAAGACCUGCUCCUCCAGCAUUAGGUUCUUCAGAAACAAAUGGCAGCAGUGAGUCUGCAGCUCCUGGACAGAGGCCACCUACUAUAGUUCUUGAUCUUCAAGUGAGAAGAGUCCGUCCAGGAGAAUAUCGGCAGAGAGACAGCAUAGCCAACCGAACCCGAUCCAGGUCCCAGACACCAAACAAUACAGUCACUUAUGAAAGUGAACGUGGAGGGCUUAGGCGCACAUUUUCACGUUCAGAACGGGCUGGAGUGAGAACUUAUGUCAGUACCAUUAGGAUUCCUAUUCGUAGAAUCAUAAACACGGGCUUUAAUGAGACAACAUCGGUCGCAAUUCAGACCAUUCUGAGGCAGAUAAUGACAGGUUUUGGAGAAUUAAACUACUAUAUGUACAGUGAUGGUGAUGCAGAUCCUAGUGGCCCAGUCCCAAACCAAAAUGUAGAUGCUCCUGAGCUACAGAAUGGAGGUGAUAGUGGUAGUACUAGUUCACGCAGUGAAAAUACUGAAGGUAGCUCAGGGGAGGUAUAUGAAAGUAGUAAUGAAGGAGGUUCAACAUCUGUUAGGCGGGAAGGUCGGAAUACGAGGGGAUCAGUCACUUUUGAAGAAAGUGGCUCUUUACCAUUCCUUAGCCUAGCACAGUUUUUUCUACUAAAUGAGGAUGAUGAUGACCAGCCAAGAGGACUCACCAAAGAACAAAUUGACAACCUAGCAUGGAGGAAUUUUGGUGAAAGCGAUGCUCUGAAAACCUGUAGUGUCUGUAUUACAGAAUACACAGAAGGCAACAAGCUUCGUAAACUGCCUUGUUCCCAUGAGUACCAUGUCCACUGCAUUGAUCGCUGGUUAUCAGAAAAUUCCACUUGUCCUAUUUGUCGUAGAGCAGUCUUAGCAUCUGGUAACAGAGAAAGUGUUGUCUAAAUGAGAUCUGAAUUUUUGGCUGAACAGCUGGUGUAAUAGUGAUGGGCAACAAAGUCACUUUCAUUAUGGCCACUUUUUGAGUGGUGCUUUAAUGUAAAGUAAUGAGUCUGGCUGCUUCUUCCCCCAUGGAAACAUUUUCUCAGAAUUAAAGCUUUUAAAAUGGGAAUCUCUUUAAAUCAGAGUCUCCAAAUCUAUUCAGUUUGUGUCUCGAAUUUCAGACAAUUCUAUUUCCCCUAAGAUACCUAUUUGCUAUAAAUUUAUUUUUUUUCCCAUCAUCAAGACUGUUGAGCUCCUUUCCCUUCCCCUCUCCAUGCAUUGUGAAUCUUAAAGACCUCAGCACUCAGCUCGUCCCUUUAAGGAACUUAUCUGAGAAGUCAUCCUAGCUACAGCACAUGCUUCAUAGUGGAUUUUUAAAAACAAACCCAGCUAUGAAUAUGAAAUUAAUUCAACUGCACCCUUAAAUAUAAUUUUGGUUAAUUUUCAUAUUGGGUAUUCUUGGACACGUGAGUGCAGAUAACACUAAUGUUAGCCCUUUUCCCUUGUACAGCUGUCUCCAGCCCAUCACUAUGGCACGUUGUAGAGAGAGCUGAUUGCUUAAUCGGGAUAUUUAUCUUGUGGAAAUAUAAGAAUUGCCUAUGCUUGUUUAAAUAAAAAAAUCACAAUUUUUGUUUUACAAUUGUAAAGCUUUUUUGUAGAAGCUCAGUACUUUUCCAGUGCACUGUUGUACUAAUGCAUUAAGAAUUAAAAUUGUACCAUGCUUAGAAAUGAAGAGAAUGCUUUUCAUAUAAGACCCACCACACACACAGCAAAUUAAAUACAAGCGAGCUGCUUUUGUAAAUGUUAUUGUCAAGAGCAGUGCAUAUCUGUACUAUUUAAUUUAUGUGAACAGCUACUGUAACAUAAAACAGUUAAGAAUUAGCCAUCUUAAUUGCAUUAAAACUGAUGGCAAUUGAAUGUUAUAAUUGCAAUGUCUUGGCUUAGUAAUGCCACCGAAAAGGUGGUGAUAAAAAAAAAAAAUAGAAACCUGCUCUGAAGACUGGUUUUUUCUUUGUAUGGUUACUGAUGUGUAAUGAUACAAAUUUGUAUGUACCAGUUUCGUUGUGAGGAUUUUGCCCAAGUUUUGUAUUAAGCUGUAUUUUAAUCACUGAGGGGGCUGUAUGUAACUUUCAGCAGUCACAUGUUGGCAAAUUAAUUUUUCUCUUCCCACUCUAAUGACAUAGUUAAUCUGUGGAUCUUUGGUAGUGAUUUAACACACUGACCUCCAAAAAUCAAUGGAAGUUGCAUGUGACCUAAGUAUCCAGGGUAGAGAAAUUAACAUUUAGGUGUAACUGAGAAAUAAUCUUCUAACAGAAGUUUAUCAAAUGAAUUGUCAAUCUUAAAUUGUUGGUUACUGGAAUACAUUUAAAAAAUGAAAUUUCAAGUUGUUUGAAUUUGCAGCUUAUUUUCCUUAAAGUAAAAUAUUAGGCAUGUCUCUUUACUGUUAAAGACUGUCUAAAUUCCAGUUGCAUUUUGUAUUAAAAGUUAAUGUGGGCUUAUCACAAUUCAAAUCUUAUAAAUGCAUUUACACAAUUUUAAGUCUGCUUUGGAAAUGUUCAUACUUCAGCUGUCUUUACAAGGUGGGAAAUCUCUCCCCCAUCCCCAAGAAACCUUCCUUUUGUUUUACUUUUUAGUAGCUUUGCCAACGCUACAUGCUUCUCAAGGAAAGCAAUAUUCUAUUUCAAGUAAAAAAUAUAGUAGUUGUUAACUAGGGAUAUGAACUGCUCUUGCUGGCUAGAUCCAAAAUGUUGCUCGGUACUCAGAUGACAAAACCAAACCUGUCCUAUCUUUUUUUACAUUAACAAAUCUUCAGUGUUUGAGUGGUGGUUACAUAGAAUGUCAUCCUAGCUGUUAAAGCCAUUAUAAUUGAACUACUCACCAGCCAGUUCAGGAUUCCAAGGUGUUCUGGAGCCCUCCCAUUUUUCUAACAGUGCAUUUUCCUAUCAUUCUCAGUUCAGUGGGGAAUCCAGACUGGCUGGUGAGCUCACUUUCCUUGUGGUGGAACGCUCCAUCAUUGUAAGGGUGUUCCUUAUCAUAUGUUUUUUAAAACAUUUAUAAACAAAUACAUGCUCUUGAAUGUUUUCUCUCUGAGAUGUGUUCAGCUAUAAAAUUGGAGGUUAGAUAUUAAUGUUACUGGUUGGACUUUGAUUCAUGAAUAUAGCUAAUGAAUCUUAAGCCGAAACUACUUCUCAAACAUUGGACACCAUGAUUUUGAAUCUUUUUGUAGUGUGCACAUAAGUGUAUGCAAUCACUCACAUUUUUCAGUAACAGUCUUUGCUGACUUGGACUGUAGAAUUAAAAUUAAAAUAUUUUAUAGUGGUAUUUGCUACUGAAUUCUAAAUACACUUUUAGCUUUUUAAAAUCACAUGUCUUAUGAGGACUAAUGAGAGAAAUUAGAAUAUGACCCCAUUAGCAACAAGCGAUACGCAGUGGAGCAAGGCUGUAAUACCUCAUUAAGAAGUUACUCUUGUUAAUUCAGAUUGUUCUUGGUUUCCAAGAACUAUACAGUUCAACAACCAUCUUUGUAGUUUUAUUAUGAUUGCCUAAAAGUGGUAUGCCUUAAUGUCUUAACUUUAUGUAAUUGUACCAAUGGUUUAGUGUCUGAGGUUCCCAAAAAGGUACCAGAAACCAGUGUUCACCUCAACUAAGAAUCCUUUGAAUGUUUCAAAUGUUUUAAUUUAUAAUGAAAUUCCUUUUUAAACUUACUAUACCAAUAGCACUGGGGUUUUUCUUUGACUUCAAACAAUUGGCAUGAUUGAUAUUGCUGUUAGUGAGGAACUCUUAAGGAGAUGAGGCAUUUACCAACGUCCACAACAGUUCUGGAAAUGAGCAAUGGUAUAACUUUGCUCUGAGCUACAUCGAGUAACUCAGUGGCGUUUAUGAAUUACUUUCGUAUUAUGAAUUGUGCAAAACAAAUCUGUGGAAAAUUAUUGGCCUGAUCCAGCAGCAGGAAUUCUCAUCUGAAUAAGGGUUGCUGGAUCAGGCCCUAGUAUUAUAAGGUAGUUUAGUUCAUUCCUGUAUAGUACAAUAAAUGUAUGGGUGUCAUUCUUUCCUUUAAAUUAAAGUUAUAUUAAGCUUUAAAAGCCAAUGUUAAUACUUCAAUUUUAAAUUAAAUUGCAAGCUUUAUAGGUAAAGUAUAGAAGCGUCUCUAGUGAGGUGCUCACAAUUAGCUAAAGUUAGUCUCUUGAAUCAAUUUAUUUAAAAAUAUAUGAAUCCUUUUGGUGCCAAGCAUUCUUAACAUAUUUGCAUCUAUAGCUUUCUUAAGCUUAAACCUAUUUUUUCAGCAUUGGAAUUGUAGAUGGAUGUGCACUGUUUUUACAGACACUUUACUGCAUGCCCGUGGCCACUGAGAGGUUAAAACACAGCCGUUAUCUUUUGGGAUUUUUUUUAAUGCCCACGUGUACAUAGAUGAAUGAAUUUAAAAGAUUCUGGUAGCCUUAUUAUACAUUUGCUGCUCUCCUCUCCUUAGUUUAUAGUGCCAUCUUGAGGAAGCUUUUUUUACCCUCCUUCAAAGUUGGGGCAAGUACACAUCUUUGACUCCAUUAUUUAUUAAAACAUUAAUUUCUUUGCUGUUUAAGUUGGUUUUGUGUUUGAAGAAGCUCCCCUGCUAGAGCUUGUAUAAGGAAAGCUGAUGGUUAACAAAAGAAAAGAAAAAGAAAA